CAACACUUCUGGAUCCAGCUGCUCCACAAGUUCGCAUUAAUGAGUGACAAUAAAGGUGGAGGAAGUCCGAGGACUGCUCCUAAAACUCUCACUCUCUCUCUCGCUCUCUGUCUCUCUCUCUCUCUCUCUCCCUUUCUCUCUCUCGCUCUCUCGCUCUAUUACUUUCUGUCCUUUUGGAUCUGAUCCCGGGUAAUCCUCCGGUCCCGGUCGGACCUCGCUGCCCUCCUGCAGUAGUGUAAUCCUCCGGUCCUGGUCGGACCUCGCCGCCCGCCUCGGUCAGAAGUGUCCGGACCUCGGUGAGCCAUGGACGGGCCUCAGCUCAGUGAGCUCCCGGACAGCUCGGAGCUCGUUGGGCCGUAUGUGAGCAGCCUGAGGCGGAGAGCCCUGCAGUCUGCCGAGCUGUCCGCGGUCCGGACUCUCUCUGACGGCUUCCUCCUCAGGUUUCUGCGGGCCAGAGACUUCGACGUGGAUCUCUCUCUGAAGCUCUUACUAAACUACCAGCGGUGGCGGCGGGACAGUCCUGAGAUCAGUUCCUGCCUGUCCCCCUCCUCGGUGCUGGACCUCCUGCAGACAUCCUAUCAUGCCGUCCUCCCACAGAGGGACCACACUGGCAGCAGGGUGCUCAUAUACCGGAUCGGCCAGUGGAACCCCAAAGACUGGUCCGCCAUCCAGGUGUUCAGGAUCAGCUUGAUGACAUCAGAGAUCAUCUCCAUGGAGACAGAGACACAGAGGCGGGGUCUAAAGGCCAUAUUUGACCUGCAGGGUUGGAGUUUAGGCCACGCCCUGCAGGUGACCCCUUCCAUGGCCAGAAAGAUCUCGUCUGUGCUGUCGGACUCGUUUCCACUGAAAGUGAGAGGGAUCCAUCUGGUCAACGAGCCUCUGUUCUUCCGGCCCGUCUUCGCCAUGAUUCGUCCUUUCCUGCCAGAUAAAAUCAAACAGAGGGUUCACAUCCACGGCGCCGAUUUCCACGACAGUCUGAGCGACUUCUUCUCGCCGCACGUCCUUCCUCCAGAGUACGGAGGGGAGGGGCCUGGCAUCAAGGAAGCAUGUCGGGACUGGACCAAUCAGCUCUUCCAGGCAGAGAAGCUCCUCCAACAGAUUGCCAGUCACCCGACAGGAGACAUCUCUAGUCCUCCAGGUGGCUCCUGGAUCUCAGAGGAUGUGGACUCUGACCAGCUCUCAGAGCGCUGAUGUCUGAAAGCUGGUCUGGUGAAUCCUGAUGCUCUUUUAUUUUCUGAUGCUUGUGCACUGACUGGUAGACGUUUCUGAAGGUCUGGAAUAUGUGAGUGUUUUCACUGCCAGUUCUUCUUAUCCUUCUGAGGUCCUAGUAGUGGCGCUCGCGUCCUGAGUCCUCUUUUUCCUGUUGUGGUCCAAGUAAACUCUGCACCAGUGGCAGCUUGGACCACCUCCAGCCUAAUCCCUCUUUCCAGUCCACCUGGCUGGUAGGAAUCCUUCUGCUGUUAGCCACAGAGAAGUUACUGAACCAACAUUACUACCCCAGAACACUGAGAGCCACCGCCACCAUCAUCCACUAACAGCUCUGGAGUGUUCUGGUCGUCUGACCCCUUUAAAGCACUUUUUAGACCACAGAAUCCACACAGAGGAUGGCAGAGGAGCCUAAAGGGGCCGUCAGGAUUAACUUUCCCACUGAUUCAGUCGCCAACACUGAGGAAGCAGUUAAACGCUCACUCUGACAGAAACAGCUGGGGAUUGAACUCUGACUCUACCACUGCUCACUUAACUAUCAGACUAACUUUAAGUAGCUAUGCUAGCUCGUUUGCAGCACAUCAGAUGCUAUCAGGUGUUUGUUUGUCUUUGUAGGCUCCUUUUCCACCAGUAAAAUCUCCCAGAGGGCUUUGCUGCUCAUCUUUAAUAAAUUAAAUGUUCCCAGCUGCAUCAUCGCUAAGCUCUUCACCGACCGCCAUCGUUUACAACCAAACAACUCAAGCACGCCCAUCAAAGAAGCCGAUUUGUCUGUUAAUUCUCUGACUGGCAACAAGUGUGCCCACCUGAUGACAGACCACCAAUCUGACCAGUCUGUGUUUGCCUGGUUAGUCCGUCAUUCUGUGUGGAAACGUGCUCCAAUCAGGCGCCAUUUGGACUAACCGAGGAAACUGGUGGGGGUACGGUCAGUGUACUUUCAGGCAUACAUGUACUUUCAUUUCCUGGUUGAAACCACACUUGAAAAAAAACAAAGAAAACUGAGUCGUUUUUCCGGUUUUCGUUUUGGUCACAAAACCGGAAAAACAAUAUUUUAAAAAA
Messenger RNA from Cheilinus undulatus (humphead wrasse), 2262 nucleotides. It is a transcript of the gene ttpa, whose product is annotated as tocopherol (alpha) transfer protein. The coding region runs from base 304 to 1191 and encodes 295 amino acids. Gene Ontology annotation, molecular function: phosphatidylinositol bisphosphate binding. Gene Ontology annotation, cellular component: membrane. Lineage: Eukaryota; Metazoa; Chordata; Actinopteri; Labriformes; Labridae. The record is from RefSeq and is a predicted model, not a curated record. The transcript is spliced from 5 exons.